Messenger RNA from Quercus robur (English oak), 2007 nucleotides. RefSeq lists its product as uncharacterized. The record is from RefSeq and is a predicted model, not a curated record. Lineage: Eukaryota; Viridiplantae; Streptophyta; Magnoliopsida; Fagales; Fagaceae. The transcript has a single exon. Gene Ontology annotation, molecular function: zinc ion binding; nucleic acid binding. Bases 1 to 2007 code for a protein of 668 amino acids.
AUGGAGUGUGAGUUUUCUGUGAGAGAGCGGUCUUUAGAGGAGGAAGCUGAGCUUCAGUGCAGCACUAAGAAGGUUAAGGAGGCAACCAUGGGUUCUGCCUUUGGGACAAACAUCUCCUAUAAGGACAAACUCGUAGGGGAGAUGCCUGGAGCUUUUGCUCAGGCUUUUAACCUCAACUCUGAGGAGACUGUAUCUGACGAGCCAAGGAUGGAUGUUGAGGGUCUCCACAGUGGGUUAUUAGCAGUGACGCUUUCCUCAGAAAUGAGGAAGCAGAUCAGGUCGAAGUGGGCUUAUGCUCUCAUAGUUAAAGUUGUUGGACGCACUGUGGGCUUUCAUUUCCUUCGAAACCGAGUUAUGAGUCUCUGGAAACCGGCGGGUAGGCUGGAUUGUGUAGACUUGGGCAAGGAUUACUUCCUCAUGAGGUUUGGACUUGUGGAGGAUUAUAACAAUGUUCUUAAUGGCGGGCCCUGGUUUAUCGGGGAACAUUUCCUAUCUUUACGGAGAUGGGAACCAAAUUUCAAACCAACCAAGGCGUCGUGCAGUCUUGUGGCUGUCUGGAUCAGACUACCUGAGCUUCCCUUUGAGUAUUAUGAGCUGGCCGCCCUGAAGGAGAUUGGAAAUGCCAUCGGUCCGGUCUUAAGGAUUGACUCAAACACAGCGUCCGAGGCGAGAGGACGGUAUGCUAGAAUCUGUAUCCAGAUCGACCUUGGCAAGCCGUUGAUAAACCAAAUCCUUUUGGAGGGGUUGGUUCAGGAGAUUCAAUAUGAAAGAGUGCGCUCUCUGUGCUUCGCAUGCGGUAGGGUAGGACAUCACAAGGACGGGUGUCCUCAGAUGAUUAAAGCUCCGACUAUGGAAGCUCAUGGGGAGGCAGAGUCUUUGAAUAUGGAAAAUGUUAGCACAGAUGAAGGUGACCAGGUUUCGCAGGAGGCGAGAAAGGCUGAUGAGGAGGGUAAGAGUGAGUUUGGGCCUUGGAUGCUUGUUAGGAAACGUAAUGUUAGGCCCAAUAAUAAGGGAAGUCGCGCUGGAUACCAUGGCCAGGACAAUAGCCCAUCUACGAACCAUGCUAUGACAUCAGGGGUCUAUGCGCAAUCCUCAAAGGCUCCGCCUGAUAGGUCUGUGCAUGAGAUGGCUCAAGGAGUAGUGGGUAGCUCGAGGAGAGAUGGAAGGGACGUUGAGGGGUCUGUGGGCAGCAGGCAGGGAGUUGUCCCAUCAGCUGGUAGGUCCGUGGGGUCUUCUCAGCCUUCCAACCAGCCAAACCGUGCUGUCACUCGACCUCCCUUGCCCCCUUUUGAGUUUGGCAGUGGAAGCUCUCCCCAAAAAAAUAAUUCGGAUGGGAAAGAGCCUUUAGUGGGGAAGGGUUCUAAGGAAAAAAUCAGAAAUUCUGAUUCGGCAGAGGCUAAACGUAGUGGCAAGCAUCAUGGAAGCAGAUCAAAAGUGCAAAUGGGGGAUCUUGAGGCAAGGAAAAGUGUUGGUUUUGUCGCCAAGGAUGCUAGCGCAAAUCAAAGCCAGUCCAACGAUGAUAUGGGGCUGGUACAGCAAAGAAGAGAUGGAGGCUUGGAAGUUCAUCUUCCCGGUGACACCAGUAAGCAUCCGAGAGGGCUCUCUGCCCUUGACAGAUCCGGCAUGGAUGGAGUGGGACCACCCUUGGUGGAUAUUUCCAUCGGACAAACCAACCAGAGCAGAGGCAAGGAUUUUCGGAUGGAGAGCUCUGUCGUCGCUAUCUCUGGAGCGAAGCUUGAACGAAUUAAGUCAGGUGGAAGACUUCAUGGAAAGGAAAAUGUGGAUUGCAGAGGCAGGGGCAGUGAGGUGUUGGGGAAACGAGAUUUCCAUGGCAGUGGUCAAGGUCGUUCCUCAAUUCUUCAAUCUGUUGGUCAGCUCUCGGGAGCAAGUAUUGGGGAUCCUGGAGCACAUGCUGGCUGUGGUGGAAGGGGUAGAAUUGCCCAGGAAACGGCUGAGGGAGAUGGGAUAGAGGUGUCUGCUCAGGUCGGAGGCUUUGAAUCUGCAUGA